Molecule: messenger RNA, 2025 nt
Organism: Bursaphelenchus okinawaensis
Lineage: Eukaryota; Metazoa; Nematoda; Chromadorea; Rhabditida; Aphelenchoididae
Source: the annotation of a GenBank genome assembly
AUGGAUGGUGCUGGGUUCCGCCGCACACAGUCGUUGCGGUAUCCAAAAGGUAAGGGUAAGUGCUUCUUUCUUCUGUUAGGUUGUUCAAAUAAUUCUGUGCCCUUAACUCGGAAAAUUUGCUUUUAUAGGGGGUACAGAAUUAAUUGAACAACCUUUAUAUAAAUACCUUACUUUUUGUUUAUAGUUAUGUUCUGAUUUUUGGCGUUUCUUACAAAAGCAGUAUACUGUAUUUAUUUUCCUCACCAAACCUAAUAUUAACCUUGCCUUCAUAGCUACUUCCCCUUGAACCCAAACUUUUAAAACCGACUUUCUAUUUAUAAAAACGUUCUAUUUCAGGCAGUCCAGUGAGUAAUGGACUGACCAGAAGAGGAUCGCGUGCCUAUCGCAGUCGCAGCACACGGAAGAGUAAGUUACAUUACACGACAUUCGAAACUUUGUAACGUGCGUGAUUUACAGCAAUAAAAGUGUGGGACGUCAGAGGAAACGUUGCGAUUUUAUUUUUGGUUCAGUGCUAUUUAUAAAAAGGUUCAAAUAAUUUUGUGCCUCGUAACCCAGAAAAUUUGCUUUGAAAGGGAGCACAGAAUUACUUGAACCACCUAAUAUUUAUAAAAUAGAAAACAUACUAUUAGGCUGCUUAAAUAAUUCUGUGCCCUUUAGCACUGAAAAUUUACUUUGAUAGGGGAACAGAAUUAUUUGAACGAUCUAAUAAUACCAAUUGAAAAAAUAAUAAAAAUAAAAUAAAAACUGAAAACGGUAUUUUUAACACUUUACUGUACGAUUUCAGUCUUUGAGUCAAACUCAUCACUCGCUAGGCUAACUCCAAACCAACGACAAGCUCUACAACAUUCAUGGAGGGCCUUGAAGACUCAAAUCACACAGUUAUCUCGUCGUAUCUUCCAAGAACUGGAAGUUGUAUGUCCAAAAGUUAAAGAUGUAAGUAGUAUUUUAUAUUUUACCACAAUAUCUAAAAUUUCUAAAAAAUCAAAAAUUUUUUUUCAUAAAAUACGGCAAAAAUUGUAAUUUAAAAGUGAAAUUUACUGCGAUUAUGUUUUAUAUAAAACUUAUCCCCAAACUUUUGAAAAAUCCUUAAAUUUACCUUAUUUUCAUGGAAGUUUCCCUUACAUACUAUACUAUAGUUAUACAUAUCCAGUUCAUUAUCCUAAUUACAUUUCAGAUAUUCUACAAGGCAGCGUUGGUGGACUGUUUUGUAAACAAGGAACCAGGAACACAAGGGACAUUAGACGAACAUGUCAAGUAUUUUGUCAAGUAUGUUGUUCUUUUUGAUGUUUAUAUGGUAUGGCAUCAUGACAUUUUAUAAAAAACGUCAUUUUAUAAAAUUUUGAGAACUUAUUGAGAUAUAAUUUGAAGAAAUGAUUGAGAUAUAGUACAAUAAACCGUUGAGAUAUGGUAUAUUAAUCAACAUUUUUUUAGAUUUUUCGAUGACAUUGUCCUCAACAUUGACUGUGAGGCCGCGGUAACCGCGAUGAUACGAAGAUGUGGCCAAUCACACGCCAUUCUGAAUCAAUCCUGCGGUUUUCACGCUGACAUUUGGGAGAAAUUGGGAGAAAUCUGCAUGGAAAAAGUUUGUUCUACUGAUGCUGUUACGGUACGUUCCAAUUUUCUACCGUAAAAUAUGUAUGCCACUUGCAAAACGUAACAAACCUUGUAUGCCAAAUGCAAAACAUAACAUACUCUGAAAUUUUAGAAAGUCCGAGAAGCUGGUAGAGCCUGGAGAACGUUGAUAGCGUUCCUAACUGACGAACUUCGAUGUUCUUUUGAUGGAGAAGCUAAAAUAUAUUCUAGGUAAGCCACACUGCUUAUCUUAUAAGUUAUUUUAUUAGCAUAUCAUACACAAACAUUUUCCUCAACUAUCGCAUAAAAUUACUAGAACUAAAAUACAGUUGCAGACGCUCAUCGCUUGAACAACAAUCACAAUGCCAAUCCCCAUCACAUUUGGAACGGAAUGGCGACGAACUCAGCGAUCGUCUACGAGAAAUGAGAGUUGAUUACCAGAAUGGCUACUAA